AAAAAUUCUAUAUAUCAGAGAUCGAAGAAAUCGGAAGGAGAAGUUGCAAGCACCGACGAGAGUAUUCCGUUCGACGAAGGAUCGAAGCGCGGAGAAACGAUGAGCGUCGAUCGCGGCAACGACGACGAAGCGAACGACUCGAUAGCGUCUCUGUUCGAACAUGACAUUUAACCUACGUCCUACGGAUAGAUCGCGUUGAUCGCCGAUCAUUAACGAGACAAUCGACGCGUCGAGGUCUGACGGCGCGUGCAAACACAGGAUCGAAGCGGAGAGAAACUCGUCGUGGCCUGUCAUACGUCGUAGGUGUAUCAUUAUAGAGUCUGGUUUCUCUUGACGCAUUCGAACACUCGUGAAAGCGGAAUCGCUUCCUGCGACGAUAAGUGUCACGGAACAUCGGUGUCUAAAUUAUGCCGAGAAUCGUGGUUUCGCCGUGAAUCAAAACGGAGAUGGAAGAUUGAAAGAGAACUUUCGCAACGACUUUUGACGCGAAUACGAUCGACUAUUGGUGGCAACUCUGGUUCUUCCGGACGAGAAGAGGCGGUUCUUAUUGAGGGAAAAAUCAACAGACUAUCGCGGAAAUCCUUGGAUCAAUAUGCCGCAUACAGGUCAAGCAGGAGUUAAUCAAUUGGGUGGUGUGUUUGUUAACGGGAGGCCAUUGCCCGACUGCGUUCGACAAAGAAUCGUACAGCUCGCUUUGGUCGGCGUCAGACCUUGCGAUAUCUCACGGCAACUCCUUGUGUCUCAUGGAUGCGUCUCGAAGAUUCUCACGAGAUUCUACGAGACGGGCAGCAUUCGACCAGGAAGCAUCGGAGGAAGCAAAACGAAACAAGUGGCCACCCCCACCGUCGUGAAGAAGAUUUUACGAAUGAAACAAGAACAACCAACCAUGUUCGCUUGGGAGAUCCGAGAACAGCUGGCGCGACAAGGAGCUUGCGAUCCUCAAAGCUUACCGUCCGUCUCCUCGGUAAAUCGAAUUCUUCGAGGCGGUGGACUUCAUACGGAUCACACGGGCAUCGAGGGUGGUUCAGCCAGCACGUACGCCUCGCAAGUUUCCUCGAACGUCGCCAACAGAGACACACUCAUGAGAACGGAUUACCAAUUAUUUUAUCCGGGAUCACUGGGACCGUUGCACAUUUCCACAACAUCCGGUAAUACCAGCGCACCAUCUUGGAAUCCAAGCUUUUACUCGUCUCUUUAUCAAGCGACUACGCUGCACUUGCAUCAUGGAAUGCAAUCGUUCACAUCGUUAGACGUGGAACGUCUGUCGGAACAAAGCGGACCAACGAACCAGGUCGAUUUAAAAUCCAGCUCGAGCUCGAUGGCGGGCAGCGACGACUCCUUGGACAAGAGCGACCUGGACGAGAACACGGAGUCCCAAGACCACUACAAGCCUUUCCAAAAUUCGCCUAUAAUCCUAGAACUCGGCCAGAAGAUCGGCAGCGAUCGUAGCGCGUUCGUCAGACACAGUACGUCCGGCUCGUCCGGAAACCUCGAGAAUCGACAGAGUCCACCGCCAACAAACGGCGACAAGCAGAAAAUAGCGUCUCCGCGAAUCUUGGAAACGGGAAACGAGCAGAGCACCAUGGCCAAAGAAGCGGCGGUCGAAGAAAGACCGGCGCAACCUCAGAGAAAAAGGAAUCCUUACUCGAUAGAAGAGCUUCUGAAGAAAGACGAAGGCAAAAGCACCUCGAAGAGGCCGAAAUUGACGAAUCUCGGGGUGGUUCAACCCUGUGGAAUUAUCCUGAACAAGGAAAUCUGAAGGAUCGCGGCCGAGAGAUAAACAGAACGAAGGGAAAGAAGACUAUCUCAAGAUCCGAUAAGAUAGAGGCUAACAGAUGAUCGUCUGGAUUUGGGAGAAUUUUCGACGCACGGAAUCAAGCAUGACGAUGUUCGGAUGGUGAAUGUGGUGGAGGAUGAAGAUGCGAUCGGUCGAAGAUGAAACGGAUGGACGAGCUAGGACAGAGAGGGAGGUGUAUGGUCGAAACGAUCGAUGGAUGUUGCGACGAUGAAAUCGGGCUAGGCUUAUGUUAAAUAUUCGUGGCUCUGUAUCUUUCCGAU
Bombus impatiens (common eastern bumble bee) is the source of this 2058-nucleotide messenger RNA. It is a transcript of the gene Poxn, whose product is annotated as paired box pox-neuro protein. Gene Ontology annotation, biological process: anatomical structure development; regulation of transcription by RNA polymerase II. The transcript has 6 exons. The record is from RefSeq and is a predicted model, not a curated record. Lineage: Eukaryota; Metazoa; Arthropoda; Insecta; Hymenoptera; Apidae. The coding region runs from base 593 to 1759 and encodes 388 amino acids. Gene Ontology annotation, molecular function: RNA polymerase II cis-regulatory region sequence-specific DNA binding; DNA-binding transcription factor activity, RNA polymerase II-specific.